AUGAAUUUUAAUUUGAAUAGUUUGUUACAGAAGGAAAUAGCCAAGAAAAAAAGAGAGAUUGAUGUUUCUAAUGCCAACCGAGCUGUGGUAGAAAAUGGUAAUAACUGCAAAGAUGAACCAUUAACAUCGGUUCAAGUGACAACUGUGAACCUUAUCAAUAGUGGUAAAGGUGAGUUGGAAAGGGAGAAGCAAAAUCGAAUUGACAAAAAUAUUGAAAGAUUGAAAAGUAGAAGAAGUAGAAUUAAUGAUAUUUUAAACAGUGAAAAAGAUAUUGAUUAUAAUAUCAACAUUAAUGAAAUUUUAAUUGAAAAUAUUAAUUCAUCUAAAUUGUCAAUUAAAUGCAACCUUUACGUUCAUAAACUGUUGAAAGAUUGGAAAGAAAGCGGUCACUCAUAUGAUUUAAUUCUUGAAACCAAGAGAAAUUUAUUACCGUUGUUAAUCAAGUUACGUAAGAAUGAUAUUAAUAAAGAAAUAUUAAUAUCAGUAAGUACAAUACUAUACCAUUUACAGCAAGAUAAUGAAAUCAAUCAAAGUUUACAAUCAUAUAUGAAAUUAAGUAUAGGUACAGUGGCUUGGCCAAUUGGUGUAACACAAAUUAGUAUUCACUCACGUAGUGCCCAUUCAAAAUUAAAUGACAUCAAUAAGACUUCUAAUAUAAUGAUUGAUGAAAGAACAAGAUUAUGGAUUACAAGUUUAAAAGGUUAA
Vanderwaltozyma polyspora DSM 70294 is the source of this 705-nucleotide messenger RNA. It is a transcript of the gene PRP18, whose product is annotated as mRNA splicing protein PRP18. Lineage: Eukaryota; Fungi; Ascomycota; Saccharomycetes; Saccharomycetales; Saccharomycetaceae. Gene Ontology annotation, cellular component: U4/U6 x U5 tri-snRNP complex; U2-type post-spliceosomal complex; U5 snRNP. Bases 1 to 705 code for a protein of 234 amino acids. The record is from RefSeq and is a predicted model, not a curated record. The transcript has a single exon. Gene Ontology annotation, biological process: RNA splicing; generation of catalytic spliceosome for second transesterification step.